Molecule: messenger RNA, 1728 nt
Organism: Kwoniella botswanensis
Lineage: Eukaryota; Fungi; Basidiomycota; Tremellomycetes; Tremellales; Cryptococcaceae
Exons: 9
Coding region: 1-1728 (575 amino acids)
Biological process (GO): lactate catabolic process
Cellular component (GO): mitochondrion
Molecular function (GO): D-lactate dehydrogenase (NAD+) activity; D-lactate dehydrogenase (cytochrome) activity; FAD binding
Source: RefSeq, a predicted model, not a curated record
AUGACCUUUGGAAAAAGAUCCAUACUGGCCUUACGACGAGGUAUCUCCCUCUCUUCUCGACCUUCUACAUCCCCCAUCGUCAGAUCCAGCCGAUUCAUCCGAUACAACUCCUCUUCUUCUAUACCUCCCCAAGCGCCUCUUCCCAGAUCGACCAACCUCUCAACAGCAUGGUACGCCCUCUCCCUAGCUCUCUUUGCGGGGGCAGGAUACCUUAUAGGUAAUGUAGGUGUGUUACCUCCAUCAACCUCAUUGGUCGACUCGAGCUUCGCAAUUGCCCAUCAAUUGGCUAAUCAACCGAAAUACGGAAGUCACAAAGAUUACCAGGAUGCCAUCAAAGAGUUGACCGAUUACUUCAAAGCCAAGGGAAAAGAAGAUAAAGUAUCGACGGAUGAUGAUGAUCUGAGAUCUCACGGGAUAAGCGAUUGGUCCUAUCAUCCUGCUAAGAAACCUACCGUGGUAGUUUGGGUUGAAUGUACAGAGGAAGUCCAACACGUGGUGAAAAUCGCUCAGAAAUAUAAAGUACCGAUUACUCCUUUCUCGGGUGGUACUUCGCUAGAAGGUCAUUUUAGUAGUCCAUUCGGUGGAAUAUCCCUCGAUGUUUCGUAUAUGGACAAGAUCCUCAGAGUAUCCGAAUCAGAUGGUGAUGUAGUUGUACAACCUGGAGUGAAAUGGGAAGACCUAAAUGCCUAUCUGGCCAAAGAAGGUGUACCAUUGUUCUUUCCCCUGGAUCCUGGUCCAGGAGCAACGAUCGGUGGGAUGGUAGGAACGGGAUGUUCGGGAACAAAUGCAGUUAGGUAUGGAACUGCCAAAGCUGAAUGGUUCUUGAAUCUGACCGUAGUCCUACCUUCAGGAGAAGUGAUCAAAACCCGUCAACGAGCACGUAAAUCCUCUGCAGGAUGGGAUACGACCAAGUUGUUUGUCGGAGCAGAAGGUACUUUGGGUAUUGUUACCGAAGCGACAUUGAGAUUGGCUCCGCUCUUACCAACCAAAUGUGCUGUGGUGAAUUUCCCGGGAGUAGAAGAAGCUGUCCGAGCAGCUACAGAAGUGGUUAAUGCAGGAUUUCCCGUCCAAUGUGUAGAAUAUCUCGAUUCGAGGACGAUAGACGCUAUCAACAAAGGUGGGAUGGUCAAGAAAGCUUAUCCUACUGCCGAUACUUUGUUCUUCAAAUUCCAAGGGUCUGAUUCUGCCAUGUCAGAGGUAUCCAAAAACGUCUUAUCGGUAGUCAAGAAACACGGUGGGAAGAAUUUCGAAUUUUCCAAAAACGAUGAAGAAGCUAGGAGUCUAUGGGAAGGUAGAAAAGCUGCAUUGUGGAGUGUUUUGGCUCUGAAAGAUGGUGCGAAGGUCUGGACGACUGAUGUUUGCGUGCCGAUAUCGAGAUUGCCUAGAUUAGUGAGAGAGACAGCGGAAGAUUUCGAAAAGAGGGGUAUAACAGCUUGUCAUUUCGGCCACGUAGGAGACGGUAACGUCCAUUCGCUCGCACUCUUCACCAACGAUGAGGAAUUAGCUGUCGUCGAACAUGCAGUUCAUGAUAUGGUCGAGAGGGCCAUCAGACUAGAUGGAACAUGUACAGGUGAACAUGGUGUUGGAGUUGGUAAGAUCGGAUAUUUACCCCUGGAAUUGGGCGAUGGGACUGUUAAUCUGAUGGAGACUGUUAAGAGGACAUUGGAUCCGCAUAACCUACUCAAUCCCGGAAAGAUCUACCCAAAUAUCAAACCUCAGCACCAAUAA